Molecule: messenger RNA, 2363 nt
Organism: Camelina sativa (false flax)
Lineage: Eukaryota; Viridiplantae; Streptophyta; Magnoliopsida; Brassicales; Brassicaceae
Source: RefSeq, a predicted model, not a curated record
GGGUUCUAAAAUUCUCAAAAAGUAGAGCUAAGGGUUUAAAUUCAUGUUUUUAGUAAAAAGUCCAGGGUUUUAUUUGACCGAUUUGCCCCUCAUACAUAUUUAGUGACCUAAAAUUCUCUUCUUUCUCCGAAGCUUUUCGCCGGAGAUGGAUGAUGCAGUGGAAGCAGUGGAGAAGAUCUUGAACUACAGUUUCGUAAACAAGACUCUUCUCAAGGCAGCCUUACCUCAAACGUUCCCUGAAGGUUUUGCUGAAGAAUCAUCUAUUCUAUACAACCGGCUUGAGUUUCUCGGCGACUCCGUUCUCGAGGUCGCCUUCACUAAUUACAUCUACCACGCUUACCCUAAUCUCAAACUCAAUGAGUUACGUGACUUGCGAAUUGCAAAUGUAAGUAACGAGAAGCUCGCUCGUGCCGCCGUCAAACACAACCUCCACCGAUACGCCAUACACGAGAAAUGUUCUACUACAGGUGAAAAGUUUAUAGAGGCAGUGAGCAGAGAAGGUGAUCGUGUUCUGUAUAGUGAAUUGGUGAAAGCACCAAAAGAGUUUGCUAAUCUUGUAGAGUCAAUAGCUGGAGCUGUUUAUAUUGAUGUGAAUUAUGAUGUACAAAGACUUUGGGAGAUCUUCAGGGGGCUUUUGGAGCCAAUAUAUACACCGGAUGAUUUACGGCUGCAACUUAAACCAUCAUCUCUUGCACUCUUUCGUUUGGCUGAUGAACACGGCAAGCGAAUCGAUUUCAGGUAUUGGAAAGAUGUCGGCAGAGACAAACAUGUUGCUGAGGUAUAUCUUGAUGAUUUAUUUAUAGCUGCUGCGCGUGCUAGAAAUAUACAUAGUGCGAAGCUGCUUGCUGCUGCGGGAGUGUUACAGAAGCUGUCAGAUUGUCUUCCCAUUGGCAACAUUAUUGAUGAGGAUAAUCCCUUAACCGAGGAAAUGACAGAAGAAGAAAUAGUUUUUUAUGAGGAUAGUCCACAUGUAGAACCUGAAAAUGUGAAAGGGAUGUCGUUUGAGAUUUGCUCCACUGAAAAUCUCCAAUUACAGACUGAGUUAUCUUCUUUUCCUUCCACCUUUGAGAACCCGUUAACCGAUGAAAUGGAAAAAGAGCAAAUGGUUAUUGAUGAGGAUAGUCCACAUGAUGAACCUGAGGAUGUGAAAGGGAAGUUGUUUGAGAUUUGUGCCAAGAAUAAGUGGCCGAUGCCAAUUUUCAGUUUUGAAGAAGAAAGAGGGCCAAAAAAUGAGCAGAGAUUUGUCUGUUCUGUGAAGAUUGAGAUCCCAACUAUAGAAGGUUCCUUUCACAUGAAAGGAGAUGUAAAACCAACGAAAAAGCUAGCAGAAAAUUCCUCAGCGAAUCACAUGAUAAAAGCCUUGGAAUCUUCUAUGAUGAGUCUAGUCAUAGGUAAUCUGCAAAUGCCGAAAAGUCUAGAUGAGAAGAAGAAGAAUCUGCAAAUGCAAGAAACUUUAGAUGAACACAAGAAUCUGCGUUCAAAGAAGAGGAGAACUACUUAUGAAAUGACGCCAAAUAAAAUGGUUACUGGUGAGGAUAGUCUAGGUCUUGAACCUGAAGAUGUGAAAGGGCAGUCGAUUGAGAUUUGCUCCACGGAUAAGCUCCAAACACAGACUGGAUCAUCUUCUUUUCUAACCGCCUCUAAGAACCCCUUAAGCGAUGAAAUGACAGAAGAACAAAUAGUUAUGAAUGAGGAUAGUCCUCAUGUUGAACCUGCGGAUGUGAAAGGGAACUCGUUUGACAUUUGCUCUGCUAAAAAGCUCCAGCCACUGACUGGAUCAUCUUCGUUGCCUACUGCUGCUGAGAACCCGUCAACCUCUGAUAUGACAACAAAACAAAUGGUUGGUGAUAAGGAUAGUCUACAUGUUGAACCCGAAGAUGUGAAAGGGAAAUUGUAUGAGAUUUGCGCAAAGAAUAAUUGGCCGAACCCGGUUUUCAGUGUUGAAGAAGAAAGAGGGCCAGAAAAUGAGCAGAUUUUUGUCUGUUCAGUUAAGAUUGAGAUCCCAACUAUAGAAGGUUCUUUUCACAUGAAGGGAGAUGUAAAACCAACGAAAAAGCUAGCAGAAAAUUCAUCAGCGGAUCACAUGAUAAGAGCCUUGGAAUCUUCUAUGAUGAAUCUAGUUAUAGGUAAUCUGCAAAUGCCGAAAAGUUUAGAUGAGAAGAAGAAGAAUUUGCAAAUGCAAGAAAGUUUAGAUGAAAACAAGAGUCUGCAUUCAAAGAAGAGGAGAACUACUUAUGAAAUGACACCAAAUAAAAUGGUUACUUGUGAGGAUAGUUAAAGAUGUGAAAGGGAAGUCAACUGAGAUUUGCUCCGCGGAGAAGCUCCAGACACAGACUGGAUCAUCUUCUUUUCAAACCACCUCU